AUGAACGGUCGAGAUCGUCCUCGCGGCGGAGAUACCCGCCAUGGCGCGGGCGAUGGGUCCAUGUCCCGAGCCGAGAAAUUCGAGGACGAGAAGAAACGGAUCGUCCAAAGUUGUUAUUCGAAAAAGGAUAACGACGGAACAUUGGUCGAGUCCUAUAUCACACACGUGCGUAUCACGGAGGAUGCUGCGCAUCCCUCUGCCCCUGGCCCGCCAAACGCGUCCUCCGAAACCAAGAAGGCCCGCGUCAUCAUCGUUUCCGUCCGAAGGUCAGGCAGGGUUCGGAUGCACAAGGCUCGCGAGAACAAUGAUGGAACAUUCUCAAUUGGAAAAACCUGGAUGCUCGAUGACCUAUCUGCAAUUCAAUCCUACAACGCCUUUGUGCCUCGAACGCCGGCGGAGCAACAACAAAAGGAAUGGGCGUCGAACCUCGGUUUUGUGGUCACAGUAGGAAAGCCCUACUACUGGCAUGCCAGAAGUGCCAAGGAAAAGGAGUUUUUCAUUGGAAGCCUGGUCAAGAUCUACAAGAAAUACACAGGGGGGAAGGUCCCGAAUCUUGUCGGUUUUGAUGAGAGGGAACGUCAGCUGCUCGCAGGUAGUAGCGGGGCAUCCUCGUCGCCAGCACCUCCUCCAUCAAGGGGCGCUGGCCUUGCUCCGCCCUCAGAGGGCCCCUCACCACAACCACAGUCGUCAUACAGUAGUCGCGACCCCAGUCGCGACGCACCUCGAGACGUCAGGCGGAAGCCAUCUGAAGACCCGGUGCCAGUCCUUCGACCCCAACGAAGCCGCGAACAACUGCCUCGGCCAUCCACUGGGCAAUCCAAGCCAGCGCCCUCUCCAUUCGGACCUCCCCAAAUCCCUUCUUCGACAAUUUCCUCAGGCCCUUCCAUGAUUGCUCCAGGGCAGCGGGAGCAAACACCACCCCGUGUGAACGAGCGACCCGCCGCGGAAACCAAGCCUCAGGUGGCUGCUGCUUUAACGGCAGAACCGAGAAACAAAGAGCCGGAACCAAGCAGCCACAUCAAAAUUCCAGAAGCCAUUCGACCAUCAUCUUCCAGGGUCGAGGAGCGCAUCCCGAAAGCGCAACCCCCACCACUUGUCACAAAGCAUGUUGAAGCUCGGGCACCAGAGCCCAAGCCCAGUACCGAUGGUCUUCGGCCCAGUCGUUUUGGCGCAUCAGAAGACUCCCGGCCGUCCUCAUCCCGAGAAGAAGAGCGGUUGCCGAGGCCACAGCGGCCAGCAUUGGCACCCCCAGCUCUUGAGCCCAUGGCACCAGAGUCUAAGCGUAGCGCAGAUGGUCUUCGGCCUGCUCGAAUUGAUGUCUACGACUAUUCUCGACCAUCAUCUUCCCGGGAUGAGGAUCGACUCCUGAAAACACAACCACCGCCACUUUCCGUCAAGCCAUCUGAAACCAAGCUCCCCGAAUUCAAGCCCAGCAUCGAUAGUCUUCGGCCCACCACGCCUGGGUCCUCCGCCGGUGAAAACCGAAGUGCAGCCCCAAGUCCAGCACCCAGCCCUGGUCAAAAGUCGCUCCAUCAUGGGGGCGUUGACAAACCAUCCCCUGCCAACCAGCUGCCUCCGCCACAAGAUCAAGCUGCUUCAAAGCUUCCUCCUGCUCCCGCUGCGAGCGCCAGGCCCGAGCCAAUCGCACCAUUCAUGGCAGACGAACAGACGCCACCGCCUAUGCUGGACCCUGCUGUGGCAGCAGCCGUGACAGCAGCCACUGUGGCUUCUGAAGAAUCCAAUAAGUCUCCCGAUGAGGUGAAGCCGCUCCCAGCUAUUGAGCCACCUCGAGAUGUGGAGCCAGCUCAAGAUAUUCAGCCAGCCCGAGAUGUCAAGCCUGUUCAAGACGUGAAUGCAGUUCAUGAUACUGAGCCGGCCCGAGAGGUGAAGCAGGUUCAUGAUGUCAAGCCGCUCCCAGAUAUUGAGCCAGUUCAUGAUGCGAAGCCAGUUCAUUAUAUUCCGCCGGUCCGAGAGGUGAAGCCCGAUCAAGAUGUCAAGCCGGACCCAGAAAUUCAGCAGGCACGAGAAGUGAAGCCCGCUCAGGAUGUCCAGCCGGUCCCAGAGAUUCAGCAGGCACAAGAGGUGAAGCCAGCUCAGGAUGUCAAGCCGGACCCAGACAUCCAGGAGGCACGAGAGGUGAAGCCGGUCCAGGAUGUGAAGCCAGUUCCGGGCAUUCAGCCGACCUUGGAUGUUAAAACGGUCCAAGAUGUCGAGCUUAUGGGCGAAAUCACGACAGACUCGCCGCCGGUUGUUCCACCCACGCCAGUUGAUGACGACGAGGUAGAAAGCGAGGGGCAUCGCCCGGGGCUUGGCCCUAUGGUGAAGCCAAAGUCGUCCAAAGAUGUUGCCGGCGCAUUCCGGAAAGCUGCAAAUGCCUAUGGAGCUUUCAAACCCCGACGAGGUGGAGCUGGUGAGCGAUUAUUGGCUGCCGCAAAGAAGCAAAAGGCCGAGGAAACCGAUGCAGAUGGAAUCACUGGCGUCUUUCCUGCCCCGUCCAUCUCCAGACCUGGGAAUGAGCCUCCAAAGAGCCCAGUAACAGAAACAGUAGAAAAGGAACUGCCAGCACCUGCUCCAUCUACACCUCCCGAAGCACCCACUGUUGAAAUCACACAUCCGGCUAUUGAAGAGCCAGUCGUUGCUCCGGAGGCUGCCGAGGAGGUCAACGAUUCUUUAACAGACGGUGCAAAUGGGGCAGCCCGUUCAAGAACACCAUCCCCGGCAGGACAAGGCCGUCGCCGAAGACGCCGUGAAGAUAACACGAUUAAAUACUGCCAAGCGCUUGGGAUUGAUCCCGGUGUUCUUGAUGGACGCGGCAUUGAUUUCGAUGAUAUCCUGACUGACUUGGGCUGGAGCGGACGGUUGAGCGACGACAAGAAGAUCGAGGAUUUGGAGGCAGACAUUCGCCGGGAGAUAGGCCGCGUCGAGGCAACCAGCUGGCUGGGCAAUCUUGAACAGCAAGAAGGCAAAGUCGAACAGCUUGCCGGCCUCAUUGACAAGACAAUCGAAGAGUGCGAAGAGCUGGAUGGUCUACUGACAUUGUACUCACACGAAUUGAACACUCUUAACGAGGACGUGGCGUACAUCGAGGCCCAGUCUCAAGGACUGCAGGUGCAGACAGCAAACCAGAAGCUUCUUCAAAAUGAGCUUCAGAAUCUUUUGAAGACAUUGUCGAUUUCUUCCUUCGAGAUGCGACCUCUCAAAGAAGCUUCACUCAGCAACACUGCUGCGCUCCAGGGCACCGAAAGCGCGCUAUCGACAUUGUACAAGGCCAUGCUCAUGAUUGAUUCUGACCUUGGACAAAAUAAGAAGCGCUUGGUUGAUUCUAGUGUCGGUGUCUACGCCGACACAGAAAUCGGCCAGAUGCGUGCGAUCAAGCAGAAGAAAGAAGAGUAUCGCUCUGCGGCCAUGAUGUUCCUGCAUCGGCUGAAGCAAUUCAUGGGUCUCGCCUUCAAGAUGGCAGAACAAAAACGGGCCGAGGCUACGAUACGUAGCUCCAAAGAUCCUAUGAAGCUGGACAGCUCAGCGCGACAACACUUCCGCCGAGAAAUCUGGAUGUACAACCCGCUGAUGCUUUUUGCUCGAGAAGUCAGUAUGGCGGAAUGGCAUGGUCUUGUUGGUCUCUACGAACAACAGUCUAAACCAUCCUACCAGAACGAAUUCCGUGACAAUAAUUUGGCUUGGAAACAGACAGCCCGCAAGCCGACCGGAGAGGAGCAGGAACUCCUCUUUACCCACCAAGAGAAGGAGAAGGAAGCUGAGGGCAUCACUAUGGCUGCGCGGAAGUUGACCGUACGACGUGGCAAGACUGUCCGAGCUGCGGCCGGAGCUAGGUUGGCUCCAGGCGAGAAGAAGAAGGGCAAGGUCGAGCCAUGCGAGGCUUUCGCUGGAACACUACGGGAGUCUCUGAACAUGAUGGCGGAAGAACAGAAUUUCGUGAUACGGUUCUUCCACCUCGAUUCCUUGGCCACCACUGACUUCUCGGAUCUUGUUGCAUCGGCCCAUCCGGAAGCCCGCAAAUGUCCAGAAUUCUCUACGAAGCAGUCGCAUGACCCGGACCGUGUGAUGGCCAAGAGAGUUGAGCAGAUCAUGGAUGAGGUCUACUCAUUCUGGCCCAAUGAUAUGCAGGGUAUCGUGGACUGGGCCAUCAAGGCCGAUCCUCUGCAAGGAAUUGGGAUGUUGUUUGCCUUAGAAACGGCCAUGGCUGACUUUGACGACACCAACCAAGAAUUCAUCCUCCAUUCCCUCCAAAAGCUCCACUCUCGCCUUAUGGGGCUGUUCAACCGAUUUGUGGAAGAGCAAAUCCGAGGCAUCGAGGACACCAAGGUUAAAGUUAACAAGCGGAAGGGUGUCAUUUCUUUCAUGCGAAUCUUCCCACACUUCUCUACCGUCAUUGAGAACAUGCUGACCGGACCCUCUGGCGAGUUCUGCGACAUGCGGGUCAGCGUGAACGAUGCAUACGAACGCAUCAACCGAGCCAUGUGGGAGUCGCUCAAAUUCAUUGCCAAGGAAGCGCCCGGGCAACCUGCGGGUGUGGCUGCCAAUGCUACCGCGGGCGACCCUGAGGAUAAGGAAGUGCUGAACUACCACAUCCUCCUCAUCGAGAACAUGAACCACUACAUGGAAGAGGUGGACGCGCACAACACCCCAGUGCUGCAACGCUGGUCGGACCGCGCCCGCCAGGAUUUCCAAGAGCACAUGCGGCUCUAUCUCGAUGCCGUCAUUCGCCGCCCGCUGGGCAAACUUCUCGAUUUCAUCCAAUCCGUCGAGAAUCUCCAGACAGCCAACAGCAACCCGACAGACAUUGCAACUCGCUCCAGCCACUCCCGCAUGGUGGCCAAGAAGGUGCUUUCGUCUUACGACAACAAGGAAAUCCGGCGAGGCAUCGAAAUGCUCAAGAAGCGUGUCGAGAAGCACUUUGGUGAUGCCGACGAUCCAGGCCUUAGUCGAAGCCUAGUCCUCAAGGUACUGCGCGAAUGCGAGGGGCGCUACGAGGAGGUGUACAACCGCACCCGGCGCAUCGUGGACACCGUCUAUGAAGGUCAACUGGACCUGGAAUGGCGUAAGGAGGACACGCUUUCGAUGUUCCGAAAAUGA
Messenger RNA from Penicillium alfredii, 5094 nucleotides. Its product is annotated as GTP-Rho binding exocyst subunit SEC3. Gene Ontology annotation, cellular component: exocyst; plasma membrane. The coding region runs from base 1 to 5094 and encodes 1697 amino acids. Gene Ontology annotation, molecular function: phosphatidylinositol-4,5-bisphosphate binding. The transcript has 4 exons. Gene Ontology annotation, biological process: exocytosis; Golgi to plasma membrane transport. The record is from RefSeq and is a predicted model, not a curated record. Lineage: Eukaryota; Fungi; Ascomycota; Eurotiomycetes; Eurotiales; Aspergillaceae.